Eubalaena glacialis (North Atlantic right whale) is the source of this 724-nucleotide messenger RNA. Its product is annotated as lysosomal-associated transmembrane protein 4B-like. Gene Ontology annotation, cellular component: lysosomal membrane. The record is from RefSeq and is a predicted model, not a curated record. Bases 39 to 719 code for a protein of 226 amino acids. Lineage: Eukaryota; Metazoa; Chordata; Mammalia; Artiodactyla; Balaenidae. The transcript has a single exon.
CAAACUUGGGCGCGCGCUCGCGCCACUGCGCCCGAGCGAUGAAGAUGGUGGCCCCCUGGACGCGGUUCUACUCCAACAGCUGCUGCCUGUGCUGCCACGUCCACACCAGCACCAUCCUGCUCGGCGUCUGGUACCUGAUCAUCAAUGCCAUGGCACUGCUGAUUCUACUGAGCACCCUGGCUGAUCCAGAUCAGUAUUGCUUUUCAAGUUCUGAACUCGGAGGUGACUUGGAGCUCAUGGAUGAUGUCAACAUGUGCAUUGCUAUCGCAAUUUCUCUUCUCAUGAUCCUAAUCUGUGCAAUGGCUACUUAUGGAGCAUACAAGCAACACGCAGCCUGGAUCAUCCCAUUCUUCUGUUACCAGAUCUUUGAUUUUGCCCUGAACACCUUGGUUGCAGUCACUGUGCUUGUUUAUCCAAACUCCAUCCAGGAAUACAUACGACAGCUGCCUCCUGAUCUUCCUUACAAAGAUGAUAUCAUGUCAGUGAAUCCUACCUGUUUGGUCCUUAUUAUUCUUCUGUUUAUCAGCAUUAUCUUGACUUUUAAGGGUUACUUGAUUAGCUGUGUUUGGAACUGCUACCGAUACAUCAAUGGCAGGAACUCCUCCGAUGUCCUGGUUUAUGUUACCAGCAAUGACACUACGGUGCUGUUACCCCCGUACGAUGAUGCCACUGUGAAUGGCACCGCCAAGGAGCCGCCACCACUUUAUGUGUCUGCCUAAGCCUG